GCAAGCUCAGUUUCAUUUAGGUAUAAUCUCAACUGUAAACAAAAAAAAAUGCAGUUCUUUGUAGCAUUGGUAUUCAUUUUUCGGUUCCUACCUGUCUAUAGCGUCACCCUUUGUCGAACCGUAUGCGGCGGCGUUGCUAUAAAAUACCCUUUCGGCGUCGACGACGGAUGCGGCGCCCCGCAGUACCGCCAGAUGCUGAACUGCACCAACGACCUGUUCUUCGUAACACCAUCGGGUCGGUACAAGGUCGAGUCGAUCGAUUACGAGAAGAAAACGAUGGUGGUAUACGACCCCGCCAUGUCGACAUGCGCCAUUCUUCAACCCCACCAUGAUUUCGCCAUGUCGGACGUUCAAUCGGUCAUCAUCCCUCCGACAUCCGACACCGUUUUCGCGCUCCUGAACUGUUCCAUCGACUCUCCGGUGCUAAACCACUACAAGAAUCUCUGCUUCGACUUCGCCGGACAUUCGUGCGACGAGCUCUACGGCGCGUGCAACGCCUUCAGGAUCUUCCAUUCGUCGACGAAUAGCUCCCCGCCGUGUUGUUUCACCGGAUACGACACGGUGAAGUAUAUGAGCAUGAACAUCUUGGACUGCACGCAUUAUACUAGUGUCAUCAAUGCUGAUAGCUUGAAGGGUAUUGGACCGUUGGAUUGGGUUUACGGGAUUAAAUUGUCGUACUCGAUGCCGGACACCGGAUGCGAUCGGUGCACGAGGUCCGGCGGUACUUGCGGCUACGACACCGAGACCGGAGUCAUGAUGUGCCUCUGCUCUACCUCCAUGAAUUCUACCAGAGAGUGUGCUGCAGGUAGCAUGGGAGAUAUAGGAGGAGUUCAAAAGCUUGAUUUUUGGACAAAUUUUCAUGCAUUUGCCUUUGUGUUGGGAGCACUUACUUACUUAAUAAUAUAACCAUAUAAACAUUGUAUAUGGUGUGAUCUAUGUUUCCUUUUCCAUUUACAG
Molecule: messenger RNA, 957 nt
Organism: Hibiscus syriacus
Lineage: Eukaryota; Viridiplantae; Streptophyta; Magnoliopsida; Malvales; Malvaceae
Exons: 2
Coding region: 49-906 (285 amino acids)
Molecular function (GO): polysaccharide binding
Source: RefSeq, a predicted model, not a curated record